This is a messenger RNA of Aplysia californica (California sea hare), 1680 nucleotides long. Its product is annotated as mitochondrial potassium channel-like. The transcript is spliced from 2 exons. Lineage: Eukaryota; Metazoa; Mollusca; Gastropoda; Aplysiida; Aplysiidae. The record is from RefSeq and is a predicted model, not a curated record. The coding region runs from base 16 to 1269 and encodes 417 amino acids.
CCAUUUGUUUACAAAAUGGCUGCGCCCUUACGACCGACCGGAGUGUUGUGUCUGCUCUCUCGGAUUCACAAUGUGAAAGUCAACAGUCGCUUAAAUGUUCAAAAUUUUCCCCAACACUUUUACAGCCACUUCUCUCCAUUAGCUAUAUAUAAAUCUAAAGCGGGUUGUGUAUCUUUGACGCUUCCUAAUGGAAGCUCAAGGAGAGGAAAAUAUGUGCUGUCAAGGCAGAAGUCUACCGAAAGCUCCACAAACAGGACACACAUUCCCGAGAAAGUUGGACCAACACAAGACGGGACUGUGGUGACCAGCUCAAUCAACGGAGAUUUGAACAAUGGUCGUCUUGGUCACUUCAUGCAGAUGUACGAAGACUUUGUAGGACUUACUGAAGUCAAACAUGCCCAAGACAAAGUUGUGAAGGCGGAGCAGCAGUUUCUCCAGGUACAGGAGGACAGACGGACCAUGCAACAAGAAAUCACAACGGUGCAGGCAGAGGUUCGAACCCUGGGGGCAGAACUAGAGAAAACCAAUCGCACAGACUCCAAGUACAUCGACCUGGUCAAGAAAGAGCACGAGAUUCUCCUUGUAGAGAAGGACAUGACCAAUAGGAUCAAGGCUCUGGACAAAGCCGAGAGGGAUUUCUUCUCUCUGCUCAGUGCAGCCGUCCGCGAGAGCCACGAGAAAGAGAGAGCCCGGGCGGAGAAGACCAAGUACUGGUCCAUUAUCGGCUCGGUGAUUGGAGCUAUUAUUGGAAUCGUGGGGUCGACCGUCAACAACCAUCGGAGGAUGACGCAGAUGAGGGCAAUUCUCACUGAGUCAGGGGAGAGCACUGCAGAGUAUAAAGCUAUGACAGAUAAAUUGUUACAAACUAUUAGCCAGAAUUCAACUUCCGAGAGCUUUCAUUUUCUCCAGAACACAGAGAGUAGUGGUGUGAACGUACAAAAGCAAGGAUUUGAACCCGAUUCCUUCGUGGUCAGUUCGCAGCUGAUGGAGAAACAAAGGGAGGAAAUUCUACACAGCAUAGAUAAACAAUCAGCGGCUGUUAUUUCUCAACUCGACAAAAUUCACAGACUUGUAGGAGUCCAACGAGCCCAGCAAGGGGAGACAAACGUGGUGUACGUCGGGCCGGAGAUCCAGACAAUGUUAGAGAGUACGCGGGAGAGUCUAGGAGAGAGGAUGAAACAGAACACGCUGGCGUCUACUGCGGCUAUCUCCGGCGUGUUGUCCAUCGGCGUUCUGGCGCUGGUUUAUGUCAUCAGAGGCUCUUCCUGACCUGUACCGUCUACCAAGGGUCUGUCCCCGUGGUUUUGUGCGCCCGGCAUAAUUUUGCGAAAUUUGACCCUUUUUUUGCAUAAUUUCUAAUUAUUUUCCUUUAUCAUUCUUUGUUAAAAAAAAAACAAUCGCGUAAUUUCACAUUUUUGGGCUCAGUUUGCAUAAUUUCAGAAUUUUUUUUGCAUAAAACGACGGGGACAGAAGGGGGCUGGCUAGUGUGAGGUAUUCCAACAACUUUCAAUGUUACUUGUGUGGCAUUGUUGUGAAAUCCAGCGCUUGUUAAAAUAAUGUUAUCAUAAAAUCAAAGAAAUCUCCAUUUUUCAGCUUGUUGGGCAAUUUUCAUCUUUUUAAAAUUUGGUUCAUCACCUUUAAUGUCCAUUGAAAAACUCAUUUCUACUUUGCGGAUUUUGC